GGAUUUAAAGUAAAGCUGGUCAACAUUUCUUCAUCAAAGCCAGAUCCGAGAACAUAAUGGCUAUAGAUAUCAAAACAAUGUUCUUCCUUGGACUUGCUGUUGUACUAACAGGUGUGGGAAAGUCUGCCUUCAUCGGGAAGAGUCACAGCGGAGGGAAGGAUGAUCCUGUGCUGCAGUAUAUCGUCAACAACUCACUGAGAGAGCACCCAGUCCUCACCAAACUCAGACUGAAAACCCUUGAGGACCCAUGGAGCAUCAUGAUGGUUGCCAGUGAACAAGCUCAGUUUAUGGCAAAUCUUAUAAGACUGAUAAAUGCAACUAAAGCCAUUGAAAUUGGGAUGUACACUGGGUACAAUGCUCUGAGCAUGGCUUUGGCCAUGCCACAAAGUGGAAACGUAGUAGCUUGUGAAAUAGAAGAAACCUAUGUGGACAUCGCCAAACCGUUUUUUAAAGAGGCUGGAGUUGAAAAUAAGAUAGAUGUACGCCAUGAAAUAGCAAUGAAGACACUAGAUGAACUGAUUGCAGUCGGGGAAGCUGGAACAUAUGACUUUGUGUUUAUCGAUGCUGAUAAAUUAAACUAUGACAGAUACUACGAGAAGUCGUUUGAGCUCAUACGAACAGGGGGCAUCAUUGCCAUUGACAAUGUGCUGUGGAGUGGAAAGGUUGUGAACCCUGCUCCCAGUGACCUCACCUCCCAGGCUCUGGAUGCUCUCAAUAAAAAGCUUCACAAGGACCAGAGGAUCGAUCUGAGCAUGCUCCCUGUGGGAGACGGGCUGUCCAUUGUCAUUAAACGCUAAAUGAUGAGUUGAAAAGUUCCAUGUUUGGCCUGCUUAAGAUUUACUAAAUAAAUAAAAUGAUAGUAUAUUGCCU
Molecule: messenger RNA, 870 nt
Organism: Notothenia coriiceps (black rockcod)
Lineage: Eukaryota; Metazoa; Chordata; Actinopteri; Perciformes; Nototheniidae
Gene: comtd1a
Product: catechol-O-methyltransferase domain containing 1
Exons: 7
Coding region: 57-797 (246 amino acids)
Molecular function (GO): O-methyltransferase activity; S-adenosylmethionine-dependent methyltransferase activity
Source: RefSeq, a predicted model, not a curated record